Molecule: messenger RNA, 1989 nt
Organism: Daktulosphaira vitifoliae (grape phylloxera)
Lineage: Eukaryota; Metazoa; Arthropoda; Insecta; Hemiptera; Phylloxeridae
Gene: PIG-T
Product: GPI transamidase component PIG-T
Exons: 1
Coding region: 100-1848 (582 amino acids)
Biological process (GO): attachment of GPI anchor to protein
Cellular component (GO): GPI-anchor transamidase complex
Source: RefSeq, a predicted model, not a curated record
UUUACACUUAUUAAAAUGCUUACAUUGAAAUUAUUAAUAUUUAUUAGAUGUUAAUUCUUUGUUUAUACUACAAUUUAUUUCGAAUUUUAAUGAUUUAAUAUGAGAGUUAGUAGUAUUCAUAUUGUUGUUUUGUUUUCAUAUGGAUUAAGUUGUAAUUUUUUUGUUUCUGCUGAAUCGUAUAAUGAAGAAUUAUUUAUCAGACCUUUGGCAACUGGUUAUGUGUACACAUUUUUUCAAUUCACUGUGGUACAAGAAAACAAUCAGUUUAAACAUUCUAAUUUAUUUCCUCACUCAUUAGGUGAUAUUAUUAAUCGCUUUAAUGUUAAUGAGUUGAACAUUGAUUUAACAUCAGGUUUAUGGAGACAUAAAGCUUGGGGUUAUCCUGCUAUAGAUGCUCCUUCAGGUGCUGAAAUAUCAGCACGUUUUCAUGUUGGUACAGCUGAUGUAAACAAAAAUUGGUAUGGAUUGACUAAUGCUCUAUCUGGAUUAUUAUGUACAUCAUUGAACUUCAUUAAUAGAGCCAAUAGUUAUGAGUCAUCUGAAGAUACAUUGUAUCGUUAUUCUAAUUUACCACGAGAAAAUGUAUGUACAGAAAAUUUAACACCUUGGAAAAAACUUUUACCUUGUGAUUCUACAAGAGGAUUAUCAAGCUUAUUGAAUUCUGGAAAAGUUCAUAAUGCCAAUUAUCAUUCAUUAGGUAUUCAUUUUCGACCGUUAUGUAAUGGUAUCAAAUGUGUUUAUGAGCUUCGCCAAACAGUAUCAUUGGUUUAUGACUCCAGUUUUAUUAGUUUUAACAAUAAUUAUGAUUGGUCUUUGCGCAGAAUGUUUGGUACGGGCUUAUUCAAAACUUGUCCCCUGGCAGAAACUAGUAAAUUAUAUUUAGAUACUUCAUCUAACCUAACUGUUCCAUAUACAAUUUCUCAAGAGCCUGAUUAUUUCUUAAAUGAAAAAAUAGCUGUUUAUAAUCUUAAAGGAAUUUUUCACUUAGCAGCUUCUGUCCCAAAACCUAAAUUUGUUGUUUCAGAACUCCGUCCUAUUCUAUACACUGAUAGAUUUAUUACAGGAUUUGGACAAGAAUAUGGUGGACUUGUCACUCGAAUUUAUAAUGAACAUGUAUCGCCUGUCACUGUUACAAUAAUUGAAAACAUUCCAUGGUUCUUACCAAUUUACUAUCAUACCCUUAAAGUAACUUGUAAUGGUUUUGAUUUAGUUCCAAAAGCCUUAAAAUACAAACCUGGUAAAGGGAGAACUCGUAUUUAUUAUUUGGAGAUAGCGUUGGAAUUAGCUGCACAAUCAGUCACAGAAAUAUCUGUUCAAUUUGAUUAUGUAUUUUUAAAGUGGCAAGAGUAUCCACCUGAUGCUAACCAUGGGUUUUACAUAGGAUCAUCCACAAUAAUAGCUACUAUUCCUCGACAUGUUACUCCUUUAACUUUUGACAAAUCUUUAAUAGUUGAUAAUUUGAAUUCAACAAAUUCAGACUAUAUAAUAAGUUUAAAAACUGAAAAUUUUAUUAUAACACUGCCAACACCUGAUUUUAGUAUGCCAUACAAUGUAAUUUGUUUAGCGUGUACUGUUGUAGCUUUAGCUUUUGGGCCUAUUCAUAACAUUACUACAAAAAGACUCAAAUUAACUACUGCUAAAUAUGUUCCUGGAUUAGCUUCAGUAGUUCAAAAACUUUACAUGUGGUUAGAAAACUUUGUAUUUAGAAAAAAAUCUGAUAAAACUGGAAAAACAGCACAAGUUAAAGUUUUUUCUCCUGGAGAGUUAAGUUAUCAUCCAACACUGGGACAUGUUUCUAAAGAAUUUAUGAAAACUCAAAAAAUUGAAGAAUUAAGUAAUAUUAACUAAAGUAUUUUUAUCAUGAUGUAAAAUGUUUAACCUUAUAAAUAAAUUAUACUCGAAUGCUUGCUUUCUUCAAUAUUGCAUUGAAUGUUUGUAAUAUAUUGAAUGUUAUUUUUGUGUGUAUAAUAAUAUUUCUAUGUAUAUUAU